GCUGACCUCACACUGCCCAGCCCCAAACAGAAAAAGCGAACACCGCAGAAAACAUCGCCCCAGAAGCGCAGGCGGGAACCAGACGUUGGGUCAGAGAGGAGGAACCCGUCCCGCAAGGCUCGUCCUCCCGAGAACUUUGCAGUUGAGGAAAGGAGCGAGCCGGCUAUGCGGAGAAGCCACAGGGAGGUGGACAUCAAGAGGUUGAUGGAGGUGGAUGAGGAUUGCGUUGGCGUGAAGCGGAGAAAGAUAAUGGGCCAGUUUUCCAGGAGGAGUUCGUAUGUUGUGAAGUCCGUGGAAGAGAUCACCGAAGAGGAUCUGGACAACAUAGCAUACCGUGCCAAAGAUAAGAUCUGGGACAAAGACAACGGCAGCUCCUGCCACCAGUGCAGGCAAAAGACUAUGGACACCAAAACGGUGUGUCGCAGCGGAUUCUGUGGAGGGGGCAAAGGCCAGUUCUGUGGACCGUGCCUAAAGAACAGAUACGGAGAGGACGUGCGAACCGUGCUGCUCGACCCGACAUGGUCGUGUCCCAUUUGCCGGGGAGUGUGCAAUUGCAGUCUGUGUCGUAAGAAGGAGGGCCGCUGUGCCACAGGUAUCCUUGUGGGUUUAGCCCGUUACAAUGGCCAUGACAACGUCCACAAGUAUCUGGAAAGUAUUCAGAAGGAGCUGCAGUGAUGUGGAGGAAAGUGGACAGCCGGCACUGGAGUGGGUUCUGGUUCUCCAAAGGGGCUCCAGAUGUUGUUUUACUGCACAUAAAGGCGUUAGAUCAAAUAUUUUUUCAUACUUUUAAAAAAAGUCACUGUAAAGUUGAGCACCUUUACAUGUUCUUGACUUGUAUAUUCGUUUUGUAAAGGCCCAUAGAGAGGUAGAGAUACUUUUAUUGUUUGAGUUUCCAUAUUUUUAGGAAUAAUAUUUUGUCUGAUGUUUGUGUUUUGGGAAUCGUUCUAAACAAACUAGUUUUUAAAAGUUGGAAACUUUUGCCCCACUGUUAAUAAAGUAUAUGAUUAAACAAAUUUUUUAUCACAGAUAUUUUUUGUGAAGCUUUUCAUUUGCCAAAAUGUUUUUUGUUUCUUUUUCUAUUUUGGACCAAUAGAACAUUUGGAAAAGAGAAGUUAGAACUGUUUUCAAGGUUUUCUACUUCUGUCAUCAAUCACCUCUAACAAUACUUAUUCAUGAAAGUAAAUAUGUUUCUCAUUUUAAUUUCAAAUCAGGCCACCCCAGAUCAGAUUUGGGACUUCUAACCCAUUCAGUGCUGAAUUGUACAUUUAUUUGCUAAAAUACACUUAAAAUACCUGGACAUUUGGGGAUAUAUUGCCUUUUAAAUCGGAAAUAUAACAUUAACUGAUUAAUAUAUUUUAGAAUAUCAGGAAGAACUGUGGAAUAAAGUCCAUUUAUACUGUAAAAACUGCUGAUUGUUUUUGCUCUUUUCCCCCUUAAGCAUCUUAAUAAAGGCAAAAUGUUUGUAUUUUUUUGUUUCAAAUGUUUAUAUCCUCUUAAAGUAAUAAUAAAGGCUUUUUUUUUGCACUUUCA
Messenger RNA from Oryzias melastigma (Indian medaka), 1530 nucleotides. RefSeq names its product cell division cycle associated 7b (gene cdca7b). The transcript is spliced from 6 exons. Gene Ontology annotation, biological process: regulation of DNA-templated transcription. The record is from RefSeq and is a predicted model, not a curated record. The annotation marks the transcript as partial. NCBI's taxonomy places the organism in Eukaryota, Metazoa, Chordata, Actinopteri, Beloniformes, Adrianichthyidae. Gene Ontology annotation, cellular component: nucleus.